GGGGUCAGUGUAAAACGGCCUUCUGUCCGUAACGUAUCGAACGUCGUUCCAUCGAGCGACGCCGAUUUUUCGCAGUGUCACUCCGGUUUCGUUUACAAACACCGUUUCGGGACCAGGAGAGGUUGUCUGGGUUGCGCGACAGUGUCGAAACGUUAGGGGGUCAUUGUUGAUACGUGUCGAACCCGCACCAAUCUGGGAUAAAAUACAAGGCUGCUGUGCUCGUUAAUGGCUGCCAGGGUCGUCGGCUAGAGGCCGUUUAAAGAAGUUUCGAGCUGCCAGCGCGCCAACACAGCCUGUACCCGAUGAGUGUUAGAUCGGUGGCCGGUCACAUGGUGAAGCAGAGGAGGUUUAUCGGCAACACGAACAACAAGAUGAUCAACAUACGAGAAUAUUUAUAGGCAUUUUUAGGUGGAAUCAUCAACUCGUGUUGAAAAGAGAGAUUGUUUCGAUCUGCAUGUCGAGGAAGGUGUGCAGAGCCUGGACGUAACCGGUCACGUUUCGAGAACCGACCGAUUGUAAAACGUGUACUGCCAGGUAUAUCCGGAGUGAAUGUAAAAUAAACGAUCUAUCACGGUAGAUAUUUCAGAGGACGACAGGAGCGGCGCGUUGCUACGCGUUCCUCUAGCUAUGGUCAGCCUGACACGACCUGAUUUCCUGUUUUACGUAACUCGCAAGAGAUGUUUGAUUUUCACGCGCAGAUUCAUCGAAUCUAGAAAGCUUGUGGUAAAAGCGUGUUAAAGCAGUGGAAACCGAUACCGAUUUUCGAAAAAUAGAAGACGAGGUUGAACAAAAGAAACAUGAAACACGCACAUCGAACGAUUCAAAGUUGAUCUAGUAUCGGUUCAUGUAUCAGGAGUGAAAUCGUGCUUUGUUACACAGGUUUUUUAGGUAUAAAAGAAUAAAAAGGACGAACAAAAGAAUUAGUGAUAUAAUUUCUUCCAUUGAAGGGAUAAAAAGUAUAAUUAAAGAAAGAAAUUUCCAGAUAAAUACUCAAAGAGAUUUGAUAAUUUAUUUGUAUACUCGAGCGCCGUAAUAGGCAGACAUUCUUCGAAAAUGGUAACUUCAGUAAUUCGUACUCGUGCGGGGACGUUGGGUCUAGAAUCGUUGCCGAUCCAAAUCGCGUGUGAACCACCAACGAAGACUGUUUGGUGCGGUGCCGUGCGGUUCUAUCACCUUCGGGACAUCUUCGAGACAACUCUCGUUCAUCUCGUGGUGUAUCAACUCUCGAAUCACGCCGGUUCAAGAGGUUUGUGCACGAGCGUUCGUGAACACGCGUGCACUGUCAAGCCACGUAGUGAAGCCUAGUGAAGUUGCGAGGGACACUUAUGAAGGGCUCCGUCAACGCACCGAGGCCCAUCGUUGAUCAGAACAGAUACAUUUGGGAUAACGAUUGGAAGCAGUAGUUUGACCAAGAGUUGUUAAUUAAGAAUGCGCGAUGACACGGCGAAUUUAUCAGUGGACAGCAAACAACCCGCGCGACAAAGCGCAGGGUAUGGAAAUGGAACCCCAAAAAACAAACUCUCACCGCCAGGAAAAAAUAUUCUUGAAGUACACGCUCCAAGACGCGGAGAAGGAUAAAGAGGAGACUGAGUAUAUGCUACAAGAGAAUGGCAAACCGAUUGAAUUCGUGCCACCGCAAACGAAGGAGGACGAUAAACCGGCCCCGACCGAGCCAUCCUUACCGCCUGUGCCUUAUUUCAAGCUCUUUCGAUUUGCAACAUGCGGGGAGCUGAUGUUGGUCGUCGGUGGCCUGAUCAUGGGAACAUUGACAGGCCUUUGCAUCCCGAUCUCGACCAUUCAAUACGGAGAAUUCACCACGUUGCUGGUGGAUCGUAACAUGGAGAACCAAACGAGUACGCCGACACUCAUUCUGAAGUGGUUCGGAGGUGGAAAGGUCUUGGGACCUAACGUGUCGUACGAAGACAGGAUGAUCGCGCUUUACGAUGACUCGGUGGCCUUUGGCGUAUCUUCUGCAGCGCUGUCUUGCUUCCAAUUCGUCUUCGCCGUAUUCACGGUCGACUUGUUAAACAUCGCAGCUUCCAGACAAAUCGUCAGAGUGCGCAAAAUGUUCCUGCGAUCCGUUCUCAGGCAAGACAUGACAUGGUACGACAUCAACACGUCGACCAACUUCGCCAGCAGGAUCACAGAGGACUUGGACAAAAUGAAGGACGGUAUCGGCGAGAAGCUCGGCGUGUUCACCUACUUGAUGGUCUCCUUCAUCUCCUCGAUCAUCAUAUCGUUCGUCUACGGCUGGAAACUAACGCUCGUGGUGUUAAGUUGUGCGCCGAUCAUCGUGAUUGCCACUGCAGUGGUGGCGAAAGUUCAAUCUUCGUUGACGGCACAAGAGUUGUCCGCGUACGGCCAAGCUGGAAGCGUAGCCGAAGAGGUGUUGGGCGCCAUUAGGACAGUGAUUGCGUUCAAUGGCGAGCAGAAAGAAGUGGACAGAUACGCCGAAAAGCUUGUCCCAGCCGAGAAGACCGGAAUAAGACGUGGAAUGUGGUCCGGAGUCGGUGGAGGCGUGAUGUGGUUCAUUAUAUACAUCAGCUACGCUAUAGCCUUUUGGUACGGUGUCCAGCUGAUUCUGGAAGACAGACCAAAGGAGGUGAAAGAAUACACACCAGCAGUAUUGGUGAUAGUGUUUUUCGGUGUGCUGGCUGGUGCUCAGAACAUGGGUCUAACAUCGCCGCAUCUCGAAGCGUUCGCCGUAGCUAGGGGUUCGGCAGCAGCUAUCUUCCAAGUGCUCGAUCACGUGCCAGCGAUCGACAGUUUGAGUAAAGAAGGCCAGAGACUUCCAUCCGUCACCGGAGAGAUCGAGUUCAAGAACGUGCAUUUCCAGUAUCCUGCUAGAAAGGACGUGAAGGUGCUCCAAGGCUUAAAUCUGAAGAUCAAUCGCGGAGAGACCGUAGCCCUCGUCGGCGGAUCGGGUUGCGGAAAGUCGACCUGUCUGCAGCUCAUUCAACGUCUCUACGAUCCGCUUAAAGGACAGGUUUUAUUGGACGGUGUGGACGUAUCGAAGCUAAACGUUCAGUGGCUGCGCUCUUACAUAGGCGUGGUCGGGCAAGAGCCAGUGCUCUUUGACACAACGAUACGGGAGAACAUCCGGUACGGAAAUGACAGCAUUACCGAGGAGGAGAUGAUCAAAGCCUCGAAGGAAGCGAACGCUCAUGACUUCAUCAGCAAACUGCCCGAGGCUUACGACAGUCCCGUGGGAGAGAGAGGGUCGCAAUUGUCCGGUGGACAAAAACAGAGAAUCGCGAUUGCUCGAGCCCUAGUGAGAAGACCGGCUAUACUUCUGUUGGACGAGGCCACCUCCGCUUUGGAUCUCCACAGCGAGGCAACGGUACAAAGGGCUCUGGACGCUGCCGCAAAGGGCAGAACUACCAUCGUAGUCACCCACAGAUUGUCGACUAUCACCAACGCCGACAGGAUAGUAUUCAUCAAGGAUGGACAGGUCGUCGAACAGGGUACCCACGAAGAGUUACUCGCGUUGAAGCAACAUUAUUACGGCUUGGUCUCUGCUGACGCCAGCGCGACUGCCAGAGCCAAAGCAACGGCAUCAGCGGCAAAGACAGUCACGGCAGCCAUCCCGAAACAACAAAAGCCACCACUGAAGAGACAAUUCUCCACUCUGUCGAUGCACUCUCACCGUCUAUCUCUGGCGGGCGCAUCUGAAAGCUCGGCGAAUCAGUUGGAGGAGAACGAGAAACCGUACAACGCACCAAUGAUGAGGAUAUUUGGACUCAACAAACCGGAAUGGCCUUUCAACAUUGUCGGAUGUCUGGCAGCAGCCAUGGUGGGCGCCUCUUUCCCAGCAUUCGCGGUACUGUUCGGAGAAGUCUACUACGUGUUGGGUCUCCAAGACGCCGACGAAGUGCGCCGCGAGACGGUCAACUUCUCGAUUCUGUUCCUGGUGGUCGGUAUAGUGACCGGUGUGGGCACCUUCCUGCAGAUGUACAUGUUCGGUUUGGCCGGAGUGCGUAUGACCACGAGGAUCAGGAGGAUGACGUUUGCUGCGAUGUUGAAGCAAGAAAUGGGCUGGUACGACGAGGACACGAACAGCGUGGGUGCACUUUGCGCCAGGUUGUCAUCGGACGCUGGAGCGGUCCAGGGUGCCACAGGUACCCGAAUUGGAGCGAUCUUGCAGGCUCUGUCGACGUUGGUCCUCGGUAUCGGUCUGUCCAUGUAUUAUACCUGGAAGAUGACGCUGGUGUCCGUCGUCUCGAUACCGUUGGUGCUGGGUGCGGUGUUCUUCGAGGCCAGAGUGAUGAGUGGUCAAGGCUUGCAGGAGAAGAAGAAGAUGGAGGCGGCUACUAGGAUCGCUAUCGAGGCUAUUUCGAACAUACGGACGGUGGCCAGUCUGGGUAAAGAGGAAGCCUUCUUGCAACGCUACUGCGUGGAACUGGAUCACGUUGCGCAAGCGACCAGAAUCAGAAACAGGUUGAGAGGAUUGGUGUUCUCGUGCGGACAGACCACACCGUUCUUCGGCUACGCUUUGAGCCUUUAUUACGGAGGUGCACUGGUGGCUACGGAAGGAUUAAGCUAUCAAGACGUGAUCAAGGUGUCCGAGGCGCUGAUCUUUGGCUCCUGGAUGUUGGGGCAAGCCCUCGCCUUUGCGCCCAACUUCAACACCGCGAAGAUUUCAGCUGGAAGGAUAUUCAAACUGCUGGACAGAGUUCCGGAACUUACUUCGCCGCCGGGGUCGGAAGAUAAAGAUCUGGAUUGGAAAGCGGAGGGUCUGAUACAGUACUCGAAAGUCGAGUUCCACUAUCCAACGCGCCCAGAGAUGACCAUUCUUCAGGGUCUGAAUCUAAUCGUGAAGCCAGGUCAGAUGGUCGCCCUGGUGGGUCAAAGCGGAUGCGGAAAGUCCACCUGCAUCCAACUCUUGCAACGACUGUACGAUCCGCUUUCGGGAACGGUGACCAUGGACCGUCGUGAUAUCUCGUCGGUCUCCUUGCGCAAUCUCAGGUCGCAGCUGGGUGUGGUCGGUCAGGAACCGGUGCUGUUCGACAGGACGAUCGCGGAGAACAUCGCCUACGGUGACAAUUCUCGGGUCGUCACGAUGGACGAGGUCAUUGAGGCCGCCAAGAAGUCGAAUAUCCACAGCUUCGUCAGCUCUCUACCAUUAGGGUACGAUACUAGGUUAGGAUCUAAGGGAACGCAAUUGUCCGGAGGACAAAAGCAACGUAUAGCGAUAGCUCGAGCUUUGGUCAGGAAUCCUCGUGUCCUGCUGCUGGACGAAGCCACAUCUGCCCUCGACACUCAGAGUGAACAGGUGGUGCAAGCAGCCCUGGACAAAGCCAUGGAGGGUAGAACAUGUAUCACCAUAGCGCAUCGUUUGGCUACCAUAAGAAACGCUGAUGUGAUCUGCGUGCUGGAGAAGGGAACGGUCGCGGAGAUGGGUACUCACGACGACUUAAUAGCUGCGGAUGGUCUCUAUGCUCAUCUUCACGCCCUUCAGGAAGCCGCGAUGGAGUAGAAGCCGAGUUAGCGUCGAAUCGCGUCGUCACGACGCUCCUCCUCGCGAGCCGAGCUCGAACGAGCGGAAGGAUUUCGUCGAAGAGACGAUAAUCGGCCUGUAGCCGCGACAAGGAGGAUCCCAGUUGCUCGAGCGAUUACCAUGAAGAGUAGUUACAGAUUUCUUUACGAAACUCGCACCGAACGGGGGUCUCCUACAUUUUUCAGUCGAUAAAUCUCUUUAUUCUCGACCCCUGACUCAUAGACUUCACCGAUAGUUUUUUCACGGUUUUAUUUAUGCGUUAUCGUUGCAAUUUCUCCGCGACGGAAGAAGGAAAUCAAAAGAAGAGAUCAUACUUAUCUCUGCUAGCGAAAUUUCGACGAUGUUUUCGUUCGAAUAUUUACGGUUUUCUUCCGUGCCUCGGAAACCGGAAUUCUGCGGGCAGGACGCGCGCUGGAUCAUUACGCGUUCAUUCGCAAAUUUCAGUUGUAUAAAACGUGAUUACUCUAUUUUAAUAUUUUAACAACUGGCAAAGUAGAUAUAAACCUUGGUAUCUCAGUGCUUUAAUUGCUUCUUCUAAUUUUUGUUUUAAAUACUUUUGACCGAACGUGGUUUGAUUGAGUGCUUCUUCGGUGACGAAGAUAACAGAGAAGAAGCAGACUAUUAAUUUUCUACAAUUGCAAGGAGACAUAUAAAUUUAAUGGUAUUCGAUUGGCUCUUCCCGUUUCGCGCUACGUAACGAUCCAACAAACGAUAAAGCGCGCGUCGUUCCCCGUAAUGUCGCCAUAAUGGAUACCGGUCUUCUCUCCGGAACGAUGCCGUUUUUGUCUUCGUUUUACCUGGCCCUUUAUCGAAUGAUACAACGAACCAGUCGAGCGAGGAGAACGUCACGGGAAAUAACAGGAAGAUAACGAACGAAAUCGAAGAACGAGGCGGUAGAAAAGGGAAACGAUAUUCGAUGGGCUCGAUUAAACACGGCAAAAGAGAAGACGAGCAAAGGGUGACACAGAUGUUUAGCGAGAACGAGGAUACCGCGCGACGACGCAACGGUGUCUUUUUCGCCGGCGAUCUCGUCCAACGACGUUCCAUGAAAUAUUUAUGAACCUCUGUUCCCUCGGUACAAUUGCUCUGCCCGCUCUCUCCGCCGCUCCCUUGCCCCCCGAGCUCGCUCCCUUUCAUCUCGUCGAACGUCUCUCGAACUGGAUCAUCCCUUGAAAUAAUAACGAAUUCGCCUACGAAGACAAGACCGGACGUCUAACGAAUCAACGUCAAAUAUCCUUCGCGUUUCUGUGCCUUAAAAAUAAUACGACUCGCGACGGAAGAAAAAGGGGAGCGUCGAUCUUGCAGAAUCGAUCGGUCGAAAGUAUGCAACCCCAACGAUUCUCUCCGGGAAGUUGCACGUUCCGGGGGUGCAAUAUGCGAGCGCGGAGGAGCGUUUCCGGGCCUCGAAGACACAUCAUCCGGAGGCCGGAUUUCCGUGGUCGAACUUCGCGGCAACAGAUACUUUACCCCGAACUUGAGUGCCUUCAUACUUCGUAUACUUAGCGAUAAGAUCGUGUCGAGGCCCCUCGGGGUUCGUCAAUGGCCGACACCGUCGCGAAAAUGCGAGAACUUGGAAAAUUCGUUUCCUCUUCGAUUAACACGUUGACUGCCAUAAAGACUUUCUACAAUUCUAUAUUUCGAGCUUUGCAACCCUGCAUAUUGAACGGAAUAUAAAUAUUAACGCAUCAAUUAUUAAUCCACGUUAAUUCGUAAUACCGUAUUUGUGGCGCUCGCUGCAUUCAACGUGUUAAUUCGCUGCCGGUGAAUUAUUUCGUUUUGGAGAAUUUUAUUUUUGCAUUUUCUGUCACGCCGUCGACGCACAGUACUUAACCGCCUCGAGAUACGGCCUCGAUCGUGCCUUAUCGAUGCGUAACAGUGCUUUAUAUACCGCAACGACAAUACGAAACGUAGUUCUUCUAAGCCGUAGUAUCUUCGAGCCAGGAACAAGCGUUUGCGACUUAACAAUGGUUGUUCAAACCAAUGACGCGAAGAUUUCGUUUGUAACGACUUCCUUCUCGUCCUUCGUGUACUUACCAACUCCGUACGCGUUCUACCACGUUGAUUUCCAUGGGGUUAUGCCUUAAAUCUAAGCCCUCUGACACGAUGCUUCACACGGCCUAUAGUUUACUUAAACAUUUUAAAAUAUCUUUCACGAUACAAAUUUUGAGUCUCUAAGAGUCGAUAAAAAAAUAACGUGUCAUCUCGCAGUGGCAGUCAACGUGUUAAUAACGAAACGAGUACAAUCAACCAGCGAAUUGCAAUCCAACGCAAACAUUUCGUGUCAUUAUUUACUUAAAUUCUUUAAAAAACUCGCGUUCUUUCUCUCGAGGAAUCGGGUAUCGAACGAUGAUCGGAUUUAAAAUUUAUAGUGAAAGUAGUUCAAAUGGAACGAGAGAAAGAGAUCGUAGUUUGUAAAGAUUUUGAGAUUGUUACUUAAAAGACUAAGGCUGCGGCCAGCGUAACUUAAAGGCAGGAAGAUGUUAAUACCGCGAACGAGCGAUCGCUUGGUUCGAAACAAUUUAGUGUGACUUAAAAAAAAGCUAAAAAAAGGUGCGAGAAAACCAGCAGCGUGUUUCGUUAAUUCUCUUUUAUGUAUCUUUUUUUCUUCUUUAUUUUUCUUUUUCAUAUAUCGAGAGCGUGUCAAGUUGUAAUUACUACAGCGAUACUAGACAGUAUGACGACAAAGAGGAAGUAUUAAUAAUU
Messenger RNA from Megachile rotundata (alfalfa leafcutting bee), 8200 nucleotides. RefSeq names its product Multi drug resistance 49 (gene Mdr49). NCBI's taxonomy places the organism in Eukaryota, Metazoa, Arthropoda, Insecta, Hymenoptera, Megachilidae. Gene Ontology annotation, molecular function: ABC-type oligopeptide transporter activity; ATP hydrolysis activity; ATP binding. Gene Ontology annotation, cellular component: mitochondrial inner membrane. Gene Ontology annotation, biological process: oligopeptide export from mitochondrion. The record is from RefSeq and is a predicted model, not a curated record.